UCUCUCUCUCUCUCUCUUUUUGCUUUUUUAAUCUCAUCCUCAUCUCUCUCUCUCUUCUCUGUAGCUUAGUAGCCCUCAAAAAUGGCGGAGCCACCACCGUCUUUCCAUCAGUUCGUGGGUCCUUCGAAACCUCGAUCAUCGAGCAAACGACACUCUUUUUCCUCUUCAACUCAUCCGACUUGCCACCGUCUCUUCCCUUGCCAGUACUGUCCCCGCAAGUUCUACACCUCUCAAGCCCUCGGCGGUCACCAGAACGCUCACAAACGCGAACGCGCCGCUGCUCGUCGCAACCUCGGCGUCCUUGCUCAUUCCUCUCCACCCAUCCUCGACGACAACGCGUUCCUUCGUCCUUACCCUUGUUUCUACCCUAACCCGAUGCAAGGAUCUUCUUCUGGAAACGAACCCGGUCAGGACCAGACGGCGAUGAUGAUGGCUAUGGGUGGUGGCUACGAUCCCUUCCCGUUUCCGUAUCCUUACGUCUACCCAUUUGGAUUGUCUGGUAACGACGGUAACGGCGUCAUGGAUGAAGACGAGCCUCUCGAUCUCGACCUUUCUCUCCGUUUAUGAGUUUUAUAUCAUCUCUGCUUUUUUGGGGUUUGUUUUGUUGUGUUGUUCAGCUAUAUGACUCUUUUAAGUACAACUUUGGAGCUAUCUGUGUUCAUGUCCUACUUUUCAAAUGAUUAACUAAUCUGCUUAGCUUUUUGGAAGA
Molecule: messenger RNA, 709 nt
Organism: Capsella rubella
Lineage: Eukaryota; Viridiplantae; Streptophyta; Magnoliopsida; Brassicales; Brassicaceae
Product: zinc finger protein KNUCKLES
Exons: 1
Coding region: 82-567 (161 amino acids)
Biological process (GO): negative regulation of abscisic acid-activated signaling pathway
Source: RefSeq, a predicted model, not a curated record